Anopheles gambiae (African malaria mosquito) is the source of this 4654-nucleotide messenger RNA. RefSeq lists its product as uncharacterized. The transcript has a single exon. The record is from RefSeq and is a predicted model, not a curated record. Lineage: Eukaryota; Metazoa; Arthropoda; Insecta; Diptera; Culicidae. Gene Ontology annotation, molecular function: N-acetyltransferase activity. Bases 2324 to 2950 code for a protein of 208 amino acids.
UACCAUACUAGCAAAAUUACGCAAAAAUUAGUUAUAUUUAGCCUGGAAAUCACGAGAUUCGACUUACGCGGAAAUUCGAGAUACGCGGUAUUUUGCGGCCGUUUUAGGUCCCCAUUAACCGUGUAUCUCGGGGACCGCCUGUACUUUGUAUCGUAGACAUGAGACAUCCGGUCUUGUCAGAAAGUUGUAGUUUUCGCUCUCGAAAUCUACUAGCUCCGUUCGACUCAGUAUAUUCCUCGCCUGUUAUUACUUAUCGGAUCCAUGGAACGGUUGAUCCAAACUGAGCACCGCUUUGCUGUACAGUUGAAGAUGCACCCCCGUAAAUGUGAAGUUCAGAGUCUUAAGGGAUAUAAUUUAAUCCAACCAUUCAAACAAUACAUCAGACCCAUCCCGAUCAUAGGAGUUAGUUAAACUAGCGCACAAUAACUCAGCAUGUUGUCGGAAAUCGUUAGUGAUCGAAUGAUGGUAAACACACUUACAUCUUCCAUUGAACCAGUUCUACAGUUUCUAAUUCAAAGGAACACAUGAAUUAACGAGAUGUUCGAUCAUGGACUGAUGUCAUGGACCCACGGCUCCGAAUCGGUUCCGAAAUUGCUACUCCGCCUCCGAUUCCGGCUAUAUUAAACAAACGGCAGACUCCGUACAACUCCGGACGACUCGGACUCCGAACGACUCCGGAUGACUCCGGACGACGCGGCAUGCGGAUUCCGGACGACGCGGCAUGCGGACUCCGGACGACUCCGGACGACUCGGCAUGCCUCCGGACGACUCCAAACGACACCGACUCCGGGCUACUCCGGGCAACUCCGGGCGACUCCGGUCGACUCCGGGCUACUUCGGGCGACUUCGGGCGACUCCGAGCGACUCCGAGCGACUCCGGACGUCUCCGAAGACUCCGAACGACUCUGGGCAACUCCGGGUGGCUCCUGACGACUCCGACGGCUCCGAUAAUUUCGACUCUGGGCUAGUGAUGUGCUCUUUGGAGCGCACCCACGACUCUGGUUAUUGUUCCGAGCCGAUCCGACUCUGGAUAUUGUUAGUCAAGUUUCGACAAAAUUUUAACCACUUGUUCUGCCCGGAGUCGGAGUCGUUCGAAGUUGUCCGGAGUUGUCCAGAGCCGUUCGGAGUCGUCGGAGCCGUCCGGAGUCGUCCGGAGUCGUCCGAAGUCGGAGUCGUUCGGAGUCGUUCGGAGUCGUCUGGAGUCGUCCGAAGGCAUCCCGAGUUGUUCGGAGUCGUUUGCAGUCAACAGGAGUCGUCCGGUGUAAUGUGCUUGUAAUCAAGCAUUUCAUUUUGUUGUUGUUUUUUUGUUUUUCACUUUGCGCGUGCACUUCGUAAACAGGCCUUUGUUUCGAAGGCUGACUUCGGCCGAUUCCAAACGAUACCGGACGACUCCGACCAGCUCCGUACGACUCCUGACGAAUCCGAUUCUGAACGACUACCUUCCGGAGUCGAUUCCGAAAUUAUCGGAGUCGGAUCCGAGUCGACUUCGCAAUUUUUGCCAACUUUACCCAUCACUGCUCCGAACGGCUCCGACGAUUCCGACGGUUCCGCCUGCAGGCUACGAGUUUGGUGUUUUGCACCUACCUUACGGAACUGCUUCCGAUUUAGGCGUAGUCAGUCGGAAGCAAUUUUGGAUUUUUGUUGAAUUUAUCCAUCGCUAUCGCCAAGCUACAGCAUUCAACAGCCAAUUACUGCACCUUACGCCGCAUGCAGUAUCACCCGUCAUCAACGGUUGAAAUGUUCACCUGGACGGAUACGUGACGAUGAUACUGAUGCAAGCGAUGCCAUCCAAAUUUCAAUGUUCGAGUUCAGCGAUGACUUCAAGGAGCACACCUGAGCUAUGAACAACCUGCUCUGCUCUACGGCAAAACACCAAAUAAGUUUGGGAAGCACCCCAAUGGUUACUACGUCAGCUUUGUACACACGCAACUUUGUAACGGAGGACCCGGAGCCGAGCCUCGAAAUGCUGAGGCAGGUGACUUGAAAUAGAAAUUUCCCACAACUGAGACUGUCCAAGUAAUGGAUUAGUUACAUUUCAUCAACGAAACUGCGUAAGCAUAACCGAUUGCCCUCAGAUGCUGGCCAGCUUUAGCAAACAUCGACAUCUGUUAUCGAAACUCGAUUACAUCGCGAGAUACAUAUCUCCUCCACAACGCAUCUUGCGAGAAUGGAAUUGUGAUGCUAAUAAUUGCGCCCAGAUCCCACGGUACAACAUUCCCGUGUGAAUUUCUCAAAACCGAUCGUAAACGAUCAAGCAAAACGUAAGCUAUCGCUUACCUCAUAAUCGAGCCCAGUUGCCAGUUCAGUCCGUCUACACAUCAGCAUGGAACAAGGUGCUCUGGAUUACGAGUACGCUCCAGCAACGGAAGCGGACAGGGCAGAGGUUCGCCAAGCUUUAGCAACCUACUUCUACCCGGAGGAACCACUGACACUCGCCCACCGGGAUGGUCCGUUCGUUACGGAGGACGACAUGGAGAACGCACUGUCCUUCCUGACGCAAGGCACCACCAUUCUAGCCCGUACCGCGGCCAACGGUGAACUGGUUGGUGUUUCCAUCGGUGGUCCUUCAGCGCACGAAAUCUCGGUGCCAAUUACCACCCGAAAGUUAGCCGAUAUUGUUGCGUUUCUGGAGAUGCUCGAUGUUCGGGCGUACGGGUUUGCGCGUUCGAGUUCAGCGUACCACGUGUACGCACUAGCCGUCCAUCCUGCUCACCGGGCCCACUCGAUCGGACGGCGUUUGAUGGAGGAACAGAUCGCGUUGGUUCGUGCCCGGUGGCCAGCGUUUGCUGCCGUGACGGUAGAAACAACUGGUCCCGGUUCGGGUCGGCUUAUGGGCCGUAUCGGGAUGCGUGAAACCGGACGGCUUAGCUUCGCGGACUACCGGGAUGCGGCGGGUGAUCAAGUGUUCCUUGGAGCAGGGGAAGUGGUUGCCUGGGAGAUGAAACUUUGAAAAUAAAAAACAAAACCGUUACAAGCACGUGGGUUAGGAUGUGUUUUGGAAUAAGUGGUUAGUGUGAUGAACAUUUUAAAAAAUCUAUUGUUCUAUUAAUUACUUUAAUUAAACAGUGAAGAAAAUCGCGCAGGUUUUUGUUUUAAUACUCUUUAUUAUUUCCACUUCUGUUUCACAUUCACAUUCUACACCGUUCUCUUUUGCGCCGUUGCGCCCUAUUUGCUGCUUCCCUUCGUCCCUUCGGCGCCUCUGUGUGUAUCACUCAAACAUGUAUUAGUGUCCCGUAAAUCUAAACAUAUGACCAACAGACCACGCACCUCCAGCCUAAUCCCGUUGUUUUUGCUGUGUAUUAUUCCAAGAGAAAGGUGUGUUAAUGUUGAAUGUUUCUUUCCUCCCCCGUUUGCUUGGGUAGAGUGACAUCGAGGUGUGUUUAUACUGUAGAUAUCUCGCGAUUUUACACAUUCUUCUCCACGCAACACGACGUUGCCUUCAAAGAUUAGUGUGUGUGUGUGCUUUCCAAUUUGAUUAAAAAUACACUUCCAACAAGACACCAUUUUCCUUGCUACCGUAUACACUCUUCUGCUCUAGCGUUUUGAUUUACCCCACCUGUUCGCUCUCUCUCUCUCGUUUCUUUUUUUGUUAAAUGUUGAUGAAAAUGAUUCACAAAACAAAACUCCUAACUCCGAACUACACAUUCUGCAUGAAACUCGAAUGGCAAAUGUAACAUACUGGAAAUACAAUCUACAGUGAUCAAAAUACCGCGACAGCGACAUGGUGUAGAUGAUUUUUGUUUUAUUAAUCGAAGAAGGGCGUUCCUUUCUUUUCAAUACGUCCCGGGCUACGGGGAUGAAAGUACGGGUGUUUUGAAAAUUUGCCUAGUGCACACUACACAACUUCCGCCCAAACGGGAUUUUAGCGCGAACGAACGAGAGAAGAGGAAAGGGAGAAAUCUAACAAGAGGCUGACUCUACAAGUAAAUUUGGCUCGAAUGGGAUUUGAAGAGAGUUCUAGUAAUUAAUUUACCAUUUAAUUUCUCGGCACCCAGGACACUAAGCAGUCUACGGAGCUACUAAACGCUCACUUUCUCUCAUUCUCUCUCUCUCUCUCGCUUUCCCUCUGUCGGUACUGUUCUAGUAGUCUACGCUAGUGCAACAAGGACGUGGAUGAUCUCUCAACAAACUACUAGAAAGAAUUUUGAACUGUGGUAUUGAUCGGAGAAAACGAUAACUCAUCCGUACUAUAUCGAUCACUAUCCGCACUCAAGCCGGCAUGCACUAAGCUGCACAUUACACUAUGCUUCGCUAGUGUUGAGUUCAUGUUAGCAUUUUGAGGUUUUGAGUAAGAAGAUGGGACAAAUCGUGGACAAAUCUUCUACGGUUGCUGUCGACUACUGUUUGUUGACUUUACUACAAUAAAACCUCACAUUUUGAGUUUUGUUUUUGUUGGGAUUUUUAAUAAACAUGCCGGUAAAAUGUGUUAUCUUGCGUUACUGUUGUAAGUGUAUUACUAUGUGGGACGAUAGACAAAACAAAGGGCCAGCCUUGUGGAAUUUCUAAUUUCGUCCUAUGCCGCAGCAGUAGUGCGCACACACCAGUGCAUGUUAGUUGCUUAGUGAGGGGACUUUUACUUUACAUGUAAUAGUUAGAAAGUAAGAAAAAAGCAGCAUUUAUAUGUAACUGGGACUACCCGGUUUGCGUACAAAAA